AUGGAUACAACUGAGGAUGUUGUUCGAUUUAUCAAACGCGAGGCACUGCUGGAUGGUGAUUGUUUUACUUGGGCAGAUAGUGAGCAGCCGACCCGGCCUGAAAUUGACAAGUUUGUAGUUCUGCAGGAAGGCAAAAAAGUUACGCCUGUGUCACAAGUCAGCGUGGAUUUUUUACGAAAACUGAGAGGUAAACAUGUGAAUGUUUACGUUUACUCCUACGGAAAGAAAAUUUGCAACAAGGCUGCACACACCAAGUUCUCAGCACAACUUUUGAUUCCCGAAAAGAGAGAUAGAGCCAAUGCUGACAGCACAGUAUCUCUAAUGGAAAUAGUUUCCAAACUAAAGGAAAUACAUGGCACACACUAUUCAUCAAAUCACUCCAGUUGGGUCAUGUGGGCAAACUACAUACAAUGCGCUCCAGCCAACGAGUCGCGAGAGCGGAUGAUGAAUGAAUGUCCACCGGCUCACUUGAUUUUACUAUUUCGUUCGGUUGCGUUCUCAGAUAAUGAGCGAAUGCAAAGCGCAAGAAAUGGUCUGAAAAUUACGGACAAUAUGACCGACUCGUUCAAAGGCCAAGUGAAACUGUUCAGGGAAGAUUUUGAAACAAUGCGACAAUCGACGAUGCGUGUGAUGGAGCUGAUGGAAUGGCGUUUGAAAAGCUUGGAGGAAAUUAUUGAAUCAAAUCAGCGAUUGGUCGCUGCAAUGACGGAUACACUGCGUCCUGAAGAAAAUGAAGUUAGUCGGGGCCAAGACAUACUCAUCAUGGACUGCGAGGAUACUGAUCACAUGGAUAAUUGA
Molecule: messenger RNA, 798 nt
Organism: Bradysia coprophila
Lineage: Eukaryota; Metazoa; Arthropoda; Insecta; Diptera; Sciaridae
Source: RefSeq, a predicted model, not a curated record